Caenorhabditis bovis is the source of this 1053-nucleotide messenger RNA. The record is from the annotation of a GenBank genome assembly. Lineage: Eukaryota; Metazoa; Nematoda; Chromadorea; Rhabditida; Rhabditidae.
AUGCGAUGUCUCGUCGUCAUAUUCGCAUAUUUGGUGGCGUCGUGCCUCGCCGUGUUCACGGCGCUCGACAAACUCUACAACGAGACGGAAGCGCGACAAAUGCUGAAAAUGGUGGCGGCGACGACGGCGCCGAAUAAACUCGAAUGCAUUCGGCAAGCUCAUCCGAAAUCGGAGAAGUACAAAAUUGUGGAGGAAUUCGACAUGCCGUGCGAUUUUCUUGGAAGCCCCUGCUCCGGAUAUAUUGCCGUCUCGAAGAAGCUUAAACAAAUGACGCUGGCCUUCCGAUCAUCGGAAACACCGGGUCAAUUAGCGCUCCAAAUGUGGUCACUGAUAACGCCGGACAUGAAAUUCGGUCAUUUGGGAAAGGUGAAUCGCUAUUUCAGUCGAUCUCACGACAUCAUCUGGCCGUCGAUUCAGAAGACGUUGAACAAGAAAAAAUUCAAGGAUUACGACGUCGUCAUCACCGGCCAUUCGCUUGGCGGCGCGCUCGCCUCGCUGGCCGCCGUCCGAUUGGUCGCCGAUGGGCAUCGGCGAAGUGAUCAAGUCAAACUUUUCACCUACGGCGAGCCGAGAGUGGGAAAUUUGGAAUUCUCACGCCGCUUCUCGCUUCUCGUUCCGUAUAGCUUCCGCAUUGUGCACGCCAUCGAUUUGAUAACCCGCCUACCAGUGUGCACCAGAGCCAAAAAUGCCAAUGGUCCGACAUCGGCGGGAUUACACGAUGGCCCUUGCGAUGGCGACGACCCGAGAGGCUCAUAUCAUCAUGGGCUCGAGAUAUGGUACCCGGGCGAUAUGAAGGAGGGAUCGAGCUUCACCGUAUGCGACGGCCUUCCAAUCAAUGAGGACUUUCAAUGCUCCAGUGGUGUGAAGCCCACAAUAACCAACGCCACUGAAAUGCUCUUCAAUCAUUUGUAUUAUUUUGAUGUGGACGUGUCGGCAUUUGGCUUCAGCAAUUGCAAUUCAACAAUCUCGUAUAAGGAGCCGAACAGAAGUCUAGGGAUCAUUGGGAUCUUCAAAGAGGUCUCGAGAUGGCUUAAAAGAGUUUUGCCAAUUUGA